This is a messenger RNA of Oreochromis aureus, 1032 nucleotides long. RefSeq lists its product as uncharacterized. The transcript has 6 exons. The coding region runs from base 31 to 984 and encodes 317 amino acids. Lineage: Eukaryota; Metazoa; Chordata; Actinopteri; Cichliformes; Cichlidae. The record is from RefSeq and is a predicted model, not a curated record.
GUCAGUCAGAACCGCAGGACGAGAGGAAAAAUGUCUUCAACCUUGGAUAUUCAGCAGCUGUUACCAAUCAAAGAAGAACUUGAUGAGUGGAGCCCUGAUAUGGAGCAGCAAGUCCAGCUCCUCAGCAUAAAGAAGGAAGAGGAGGAGGAAGCUGACAUCACUGAUUUCCCGCUCGCUGCUGCUGCUGCGGUGAAGAGUGAAAAUGAAGAGAAAGUGCACUCACUGUUUCAUCAUGUUAAAAACGAAUAUAAGGACGAGGAGGAGCCUCAGACCAGCAGCUCAGGGCAAGAUUUAAGAACAUGUGAUGAAAUCCAGACAGCUGAAGACACUACUAGCAACCAUCACGAUGCCCCGGCCAGCUACCGGCUCCUUUCACCGCUCCAGCCCAACACACCAACCUACACAUCUAUGCAACGUCCCCAGCAAAUAGAGUCUGUGUUCAAUGUCUUCUAUAAUGAAGAUGCAGCCUUCCAAAAACUGCUAACCUUGUUGACAGAGCUGACCAGAGAAGUCAGGGACCUCCGUGAGGAGGUCAGAGCUCUCAAUCAAUCCUGCAGCAAUGAACCUCUUGAUGCUGGGGGUUUGCCUCUGGAUUUGCCUUUGCACAAUAUGGAUGAGCUGAACAAUGCAGAGGCAACUCUGCAGUUACCAGAAUCAUAUAAAACAAUGGUGAGAUGCUUUUCUUUGAUUGGAGGGACCACACUGGAGGUGCGAGUCCGCCGUAUACUAGCCUAUGUCAUUACAAAUGAGCUGGCCUCUGGACUUAACUGGGCUGGGAGGAAAACUAAGGACCAGACCAAGCAAAAGAGGGCAUUUAAAGAGACAGCGCUCUGCAGAUGCAUUUUUGAUGGCCUGACUCAGCAGGUGGGGGUAAAUGCAGUUUCUGAGUUUGCCUUCGCCCAAGCAGUGCAGAAAUGGCUCUGCUGUGCUCCAGAUCGGAUGGGUGGUGCAGGACGCAGGAUAUCCAGCCCCAUCCCAGAGUAAACUAAAUACAAUGACUUGUAACGAAUACAUUUAACAAAAAACGUUUUG